Messenger RNA from Daldinia decipiens, 882 nucleotides. RefSeq names its product carbohydrate-binding module family 50 protein. The transcript has 4 exons. Lineage: Eukaryota; Fungi; Ascomycota; Sordariomycetes; Xylariales; Hypoxylaceae. The record is from RefSeq and is a predicted model, not a curated record. Bases 1 to 882 code for a protein of 293 amino acids.
AUGAGGGUGUCUCAAAUCUUAUGCCUUAUCCUCUUCUCCAUAACACACGUUGGGUCUAGAACCAGCAACGGCCAUCAAGAUGGGACGAUUCACCCGAACACGUACCCGGCAUGCAUAUCCUACGAGACUGCUUUGAAUAAGCUCUACAAUUGUAAUUACUUUGAGAGCUACUGGGGAUUAUCCCACGACGAUUUUGUCAAAUGGAACCCUUCAGUCAAACCCGAUUGCAGUGGUAUUAAAAUUGGCCACUCGUACUGUGUUAAGGUCAGCCAUGACCAAUCAGUCUCUACGUCUAUCUCCAUCUCGGUCACUGCAACACCAACUCCCCCGCCUUCGACUUUACAGAAGGGGCUCGUAGCAAACCAUACCACAAUAACGGUUUCGGCGCCUCCUAGUCCAACCCUCACGCAGGCGGGCAUCAUGAAGGAUUGCAAUACUUAUCAUCGGGCAGAAGCUGGCGAUACCUGUUCCAAAAUUAUAUCCAAGUAUAAGAUAUCGGACCCGGCCCAAUUCAUGAAGUGGAAUCCAGCCGUAGGAGCCAGCUGCUCCGGGCUAAGCGCAGGUUACUACUACUGUGUUGGAAUCAAAGACACGUCUAGCACAUAUACUAGGCCAUUCAUAACAACGGCGAUUCCUCCAGGUUGUAUAAGAGUACAUCCUACGCCUACCCAGCCCGGGUCCAUAUGCAAGUGCAAAUCAUGGCAUCAGGUUAAUUCAGAGGAUACGUGCGCGAAUAUCGAGGCGCGGUAUAAGAUAACAGCGGAGCAGUUUAAUAAAUGGAACCCGCUGGUCGGACCUAUGUCCUACUCCGCGAGGGACAAGGCGCAGCAUUAUGCGGAGCAGGACGACCAGGAAUUCCGGAUCCUCGGCACCUCCGUCUAA